Molecule: messenger RNA, 978 nt
Organism: Brassicogethes aeneus
Lineage: Eukaryota; Metazoa; Arthropoda; Insecta; Coleoptera; Nitidulidae
Source: the annotation of a GenBank genome assembly
AUGUGUAAAAGGUGCAAAUCUAAAGUAGCUAAUGGAUUAAAAUGUGUUGUGUGUGUAAACCAAUACCACCUGAGUUGCGCCAAACUUAGUUCAAAUGUGAAAAUAGUAGAAAAUGGGAUAAUAUGCUGUAAAUCCCAAAGUGAUGGAAAAGACUACGAUUCUGACAUGGCUUUCUACGAUGCAGUUGAAAGUACUGAUAAGUGCAUAGACUCUCAAACUUUUCUGUACAUUAUUAAACAAAAAGACAUCAUCAUUAAUGAACUAAGAGAUAAGGUAAAAAUCUUAAAUAAUCAAAUAGAUUUAUUAAAUAAAUUCCACGUCGACAUUCCGAAAAAACAUUCCGAUGCGGAAAAAACACCAGCGACCAAACCAGUAAAAAAUGUAAACACAUCAAAUGAUAUACCUGCUAAUAAAAACAAAACAACAAAUAAACAAAAUAAAAUAUUAAAGACGCAAGUGGCUAGUGCCCUAAAAGAAGUUAAAGAAAAACUUAUUAUGGAAGAGAUACAAAACUUGACAGCCAAAAAACCUGAAAAUACAGAUACUACUGGAAUAGUAAAUAGAGGUGACUCGUUUAGAAGGCGACGCUCCCGCAGUAACAGCUACUGUCCCCCGCACAUAGGGGGGACCCCGUCACCGGUGCUCGACGAACCAGGCGACCACAACCAAUCCGAAAUAUCAAACUAUCAAGUGGCUCUGCUCGGCGCACAGGGAGUCGGCAAAACCGCCCUCAUCAGCCAGUUCAUGACUUCCGAACACAUCAACGCUUACGAUAGACAAAAAGGUAACCCUAUUAAAGCUGAAGAUCCAAAUCCGCACAUCAAAAUUACAUGUACUGACAUUGCGACUGCGGGCGCCGGACCUUCUUCUACAGUUAAACUGCUGGAUGCCUUCCAAAGACUGAUUUUGCGGCUGAUACUGAACACCUCAAGAGGAAAUUUAAUCAUCACUGGUUGGACACAUAUUCGCCAUGGUUAG